Arachis duranensis is the source of this 831-nucleotide messenger RNA. RefSeq names its product protein FAR1-RELATED SEQUENCE 2-like. Bases 1 to 831 code for a protein of 276 amino acids. The transcript is spliced from 2 exons. Gene Ontology annotation, molecular function: zinc ion binding. The record is from RefSeq and is a predicted model, not a curated record. NCBI's taxonomy places the organism in Eukaryota, Viridiplantae, Streptophyta, Magnoliopsida, Fabales, Fabaceae.
AUGUGCUUGGAAUUAAGGAGCAAAGACACUAUCUGCAUGUUUAGGAAUGUUCAAAUAGAGUUUGUCAAGAAGGCUAUUUGUAGGGUCUCUGUUGUUGCUAAAGAGGGGCCAGUGGCAUGCAUGAAGGUUAAAGAGGAAAUACUAGUGAAUGACACAAUUCUUUGUGUUUUGUACGAUGUCCACUUCGAUCGGUCCACGCAGGAGGUUUGUUGUGAGUGCAAUCUAUUUGAGAGUUUAGGAGUGCUAUGCUGUCAUUGUCUUGAAGUCUUCCAAGCUUACAAGGUGUAUAAAGUACCUAAUCGAUAUGUUCUCCCUCGUUGGAGCAAGAACAUAAAGCGCAAGCAUACUUAUGUCAAGAGUAGUCACGACGUCAGUCGGUCGGAUGAGAGUCAUGUUGCAUUCAAGGGACUAUGUGCACACUUCUACAACAUUGCUCAGGAUUUUGUAAACGACGACGAAGAAAUAGCCUUGCUUCAUGCUGCUCUAGAAGAAACAAGAGCUAAGUUGACUGCUCACCGUGCCAAGAAGAGGUCUGAGAGUGUGGCGGACUCCCACAACAAUAUUGGCUCAACAAGUUCAAACGUUGCCACUGUGAUGGACAUCCAAGCCCCAUCGAAGGUCAACACAAAGGGUCAGCCAAAGAGUAAGAGGCUCAGUGUUGCCCUGGAGAAGUCAUUUAAAAAAUCUGCUCGGAGGAGAAACAAGCAUGACCCCCCAGUGAUUUGUCCGGAGCCAACUCAAGAUGUAAGAUUCGGUGGUGUUGUAGGCCAGGUUGAUCCCGAACAAGUUGGUGGCUUCAUGUCUUUGUUAAGCUCCUUUAGCAAAAGUUAA